Messenger RNA from Staurois parvus, 286 nucleotides. NCBI's taxonomy places the organism in Eukaryota, Metazoa, Chordata, Amphibia, Anura, Ranidae. The record is from the annotation of a GenBank genome assembly.
GAUGCUUUUACUGGGUGUUUUAGCGCUACAUCAUUUGUAUUUCUUCUGCAUUGUUUUGAUCUUGGGCUUCACACGUUUACCAAUUGUAUUUUACAUAGGAGCGCAAGCAGAUUCUUAAUUAUCAUCUUGACAAUUCAUGGGGCCCUCGGGCUAUAGGAGAUCAUGGGGCCCCUGUGUCCUUGCCCACACUCAAACCAGACUCAAAAAAGCCUAUGAAAGGUACUUGGGGAAUCUCAUGGGGCCCCCUACUGACCCUGGGCCCUUGGGCAGUGCCCAUGUGCCCGAA